AAGCUUGCUUUCGUUUUGUGGGCAAGGGUACAACGUAACAGUUAAAGCACUCUUUCUCUCUCUUUCAAUUCAUCUCACAUCCCAUCUUUCCGCUUUCUCUCUCUACACAUACACAUAUACAUAUACAUAUAGAGAGAGAGGAGAACGCAGGCGCAAGGAAUUGAAUCGAUCGUCCUCGAAAUCCGUGAUAUUUGCUUACUCUCUGAUCAAUGGCUUCAUCCAUGGAUUCAUGGCCGAGGGAGUAUAAUGAAGCAGUAAAACUAGCUGAUGAUAUAUCUGGCAUGAUCUCUGAAAAGAGUUCGAUGCCGACAUCUGGGCCAGAAGCACAACGCCAUUCUUCUGCAAUUAGAAGGAAAAUUACGAUAUUAGGAACUAGACUUGAUAGCCUACAGUCUUUACUGUCGAAGAUUCCAGGAAAACCACUAACAGACAAAGAGAUGAAUCGGCGGAAGGACAUGCUUGCAAAUUUGAGAUCUAAGGUAAACCAGAUGGCGUCGACUUUGAAUAUGUCAAACUUUGCCAAUAGGGACAGCUUGCUGGGGUCAGAAACUAAACCAGUUGAUGCUAUGAGCAGAGCAUCUGGUUUAGAUAACCAUGGUGUUGUAGGUCUCCAGCGCCAAAUCAUGAGAGAACAAGAUGAGGGGCUUGAGAGAUUGGAGGAGAGUGUAACAAGCACAAAACAUAUUGCACUGGCAGUAAAUGAAGAACUCACCUUGCACACAAGAUUAAUCGAUAACUUGGAUGACCACGUGGAUGUUACAAACUCCCGUUUGCAGCGGGUGCAGAGGAACUUGGCUAUACUGAACAAGCGCACGAGGGGUGGUUGCUCCUGCCUGUGUCUCUUGUUAUCAGUACUAGGGAUUGUUGGUUUGGUUGUUGCUAUAUGGUUGCUGGUUAAAUACUUGUGAGGGGCAGGAAGCCAAGCUGAGCAUCCUGCUGAGGUUGUCUUGUUGUGUGCUUGUGCUGAGUUGUUUGUGUGCGCCUGCUUGUGAAGUAUAUGUUCAGUUGCUAAGCGUAUCCCGCCUCUGUAAAUUAUAGGCAUAAUCGAUAUCUGCUGAGACAACCGAUCAAGUAUGUAUUUUAUUCUCCGGGUUCUGGACUGGUUGGUUUAUUACUGUUAAUGAUGCAAAACCAUAUUAAUAUAUGAGCAUUCUGCAAUUGUUAAUGACUACUAUAUACAAAAUUGUGCCGACUUUAUGUGUGAA
Daucus carota subsp. sativus is the source of this 1205-nucleotide messenger RNA. Its product is annotated as syntaxin-51-like. The record is from RefSeq and is a predicted model, not a curated record. Gene Ontology annotation, cellular component: endomembrane system; membrane; SNARE complex. The transcript has 6 exons. Bases 210 to 908 code for a protein of 232 amino acids. Gene Ontology annotation, molecular function: SNAP receptor activity; SNARE binding. Gene Ontology annotation, biological process: vesicle fusion; intracellular protein transport. NCBI's taxonomy places the organism in Eukaryota, Viridiplantae, Streptophyta, Magnoliopsida, Apiales, Apiaceae.